Dibothriocephalus latus is the source of this 1335-nucleotide messenger RNA. NCBI's taxonomy places the organism in Eukaryota, Metazoa, Platyhelminthes, Cestoda, Diphyllobothriidea, Diphyllobothriidae. The record is from the annotation of a GenBank genome assembly.
AUGGGGGUUCGUGGGCUAUCGUCCUACGUUCGUAACGAUCCCCGGAAUUUUUCUCCCUUGAUUCUCCAUGACACAUAUAUUGUUGUCGAUGGAUUCAAUCUCAUUAACUACCUUUAUCUUCACUCAUCCUUAUACACUCAGUAUAACGGAGAAUAUUUGGCCUUUGAUACAAUCGUGGAGGAUUUCAUCACCAACUUGCGGAAGUGUCGUGUAGAACCCAUUUUUGUCUUUGAUGGAGUCCACAACACUUCGAAGUUAUCCACCCUCCUCAGACGAAACCGCGAUCGACUUGUCACUUGCUCACAACUUCAGAAGAAUGCAUCCUCCGCCAAAGAUGGCACUUCUGCAGAUUACCGCAUUGCCAUGCAACCCCCCGCGACUUCUCUUUGCUUUUUCGCCACUUUGACGCGCUUGAACGUUCGCCAAUUAACUACCGACCGGGAGGCCGAUCAACUGGCUGCAUCCUUGGCCAUCCAUCUCGGCUGUCCUGUUUACUUGCCAGGAGUAUCAAAUCAACAGCAGGCUCGACCCACCGGCCAAGCUGCAUCAAUAGCGGCCAGCCAAGCGCGUAACGCCGAUAAAUUUAGACGUCUGAUUGAGUGGUUGUCCGACUACUUGGACUACUUGUUUCCACCAGCUAAGGGAAAUCCGCUUGAUAUGGUCUCAUCUAACAGCGGGUCUGGUAAAGCUACUUGCCGGUCGCUUCCUAAGACCACUGGCUCGGGCAGUCAGUCGGUCGGAGAUGCCGCGCUUUCAGCCCUGACGGAGGCCUCACAGGUACAAGAAGUGCCUCUGAUGUUUAACUGGCCUCGAUCUUUGGUGCUUUCCUUCCGUAGACGCUACUUUGCACCGGUUCUCUGUGAUUCUCUGUAUUCAAAUGGAUAUGUAUUGGGUCCUGUCGUUGAGGACUAUGAAAAUCGACAGGCUCACCACCUAUGUGCCGCUCCCAUCCGUCAUCUUAUAUACGGUCUUCUUCUACAACUGGAAGCCUCAGCUUCGUCUGGUUGGCCUUUGUCGCAUUUGCCAGGUCUCCAAGGUCCCCCCACUCGACCCUAUGUUAGUGAAUAUACAAGAGUCCACGCCUCCAGAAUUGAACACCGCCGCAUCGGGAUAACGUUCUUGAGUUUAAACCCGUCCACUCCAGACGCUGACGCACGUCAUACCUUCCUCUCCGAGCAUCUCAGUCUCAUCGAAAACCGUGCGGACACUCCUUCCUGGAUGCACGGUCUCAUCUGCCUCUACUUCCUGUGGAUGCGUUUUAAUAAACACACUUACGCUCUGCUCCCUAGUCACACUGAAACUACUGCCCACUUUGCCCAAUCGCUCAACACGUAG